CCAGAAACGCACGACGGUGGGGCCGAAUAUUCCUGUAGGCGCCAGCGGUCUCGAUUGUUGAUGUAAACAAGCAGCAGUUCGUGAAGACGCGCCAACACGAAAAUCCCACGCUACUUUGAAACGCGACGAACCCCCACAUUUACCAGCCAUCGUCCCCACCAACGUGACAUCCAAGGUACUUGAACCACUAUGAUAACCCCGAUAAAGCAGAAAAGGAAAGCCGACGACAUGGCCGAUUCUCUGUCUCACACACCGGCAAAGCGGCGAGUGACAGCUCAACCAAAGAAACGCUUAUCGAUACCCGGAGCGUUCCCAUCAGCGGAACUCUCCAGCCAGGAAACUUCGCAAAGGUCCGCGCAUUCGGUUGUUUCUGCUAGAACAGUCGAUGUUCGACAAGCCCAGACCAGUAGAGCAGCGCCGCUUCCAAAAGCACAAUCAAAGCCGACGAUUGCAUCGAACAGGGUGCAAAAGUCUACGACUCGUCAACCAUCCACACCAAGGAAACAACGGUCGAGUAAAAAGCUCUCAGUUGUCACCCCAAAGGCAGAGCGACAAUCGAAACGUCAGGAUGUCACUAUGCGCUUUUCGUUUAGCAAUCAACUUAGAAAUGCGCAAGGUCCCCUAAAAAAGGGUAGAAGAAGAGGGAGGCCUUCAAGUCCUGAGGAUGCGCUGCCCUACAAGCCUGUGUUAUCACCUAUCGUUUCGCCCACCAAACGGCUUACGCCUCACCGUCGUGGCAAAGAGGAUAAAGUUCUGAAUAGAAGUUUUUCUGAGUUGCUAGUCACGACUGCGCAAAACAACCUUACCGGCCCCUUAAAACAUGACUACACAGACACCCCAUCAGAUCUAUCGUCGGAGCCAAAUCACGAACCAAAAGCACCUGAUCCAUCCGUGUUUUCACACCCUAGCAAGAAACGGGAAGGCUAUGGAUUCAGCUACUCGGAACCACUCUGGUAUGACUCAGACGAAUACCCCGACACAGAAUGCGACUGGGACCCUAAAGAUGACGGGCAAUCCGCGCCGCUCGAUGCACUAUUCGAUCAGAGUAGUUCAUUUGAGGAUAUUGUCGUCAUGAGAGAUGUCGGCUCCUUCCACAUUGCUAAGCCCCAGCGUAUCCUCCAGUGCACAAAAGCCACUAGAGAAGACACUGUGCGCCUGAAACAACGGGCGAAGACGUUGUUCAAAUGGGAUGAAAGCGGUAACGUAUAUUCAUCGCUCGUCGGAAGACUAGAGCGCAUGGUCUAUAGCGAUCUGGAGAAGAAAUUCGGUGGCCGUGACAGCUCCGUGCCGUCCGUCGUGCAGUGCGCAAGCAAGCUGAAGGACUUCCUACAACGAAACAAGGAAGAACGAAUUGAGACGGGUGAGAGCCGUCGUGCAGUAGAGCACGAAAUUGAGUGGGCAACAUGGCUUACAGAAGCUAGUCGGACGGGUGUCAUGCAUUUAAAGACCCAGGGCUGCAGCUGUCGGCCAGACUGGGAGGAAGAUUGAGCUGUGAUGUAGCACCCUGCGAAUACCCCAGCGCAUAUUUGAACUACCUUCUUGUAACUAAUAUUACUAAAGACUAGACCGUCAAGGCUGGUACGCUGGUCCUUGUACUCGCUACGCUGGUCCUUGUACUCGCUACGCUACACAUGCGACCAAUGGACGUCACACGCAGAUCGUGGCAUGCAAUCAUUCCUCUCAUUGGCUGAUACUUUGGUUUGCACUCAGUACAGCUUCCACGACUGUAAAGUCUACAAAAUGUA
Boeremia exigua is the source of this 1745-nucleotide messenger RNA. RefSeq lists its product as uncharacterized. NCBI's taxonomy places the organism in Eukaryota, Fungi, Ascomycota, Dothideomycetes, Pleosporales, Didymellaceae. The transcript is spliced from 2 exons. Bases 190 to 1488 code for a protein of 432 amino acids. The record is from RefSeq and is a predicted model, not a curated record.